AUGUGGAAAGAAAGCAUAGCUACACCAAACAAGGUUCUGUUCCUGAAGUAUGAAGAACUUGAAGAAGAUGUCAAAUUUUACGUGAAAAGAGUUGCAGAAUUCUUGGAUUGUCCCUUUAUGGAAGAAGAGGAAGAUAAUGGUGUGAUCGAAAGCAUAAUCAAGUUAUGUAGUUUCCAGAAAAUGAAAGAUUUAGAAGUGAAUAAGUCUGAAACAAUAGACAGGAACAUUAUUGAGAAAAAGUACUUAUUUCGAAAGGGUGAAAUAGGAGAUUGGAUCAACUACUUUUCUCCAGCUAUGAUAGAAAAGUUGUCCAAAACAAUUGAAGAAAAAUUAAGUGGAUCAGGUUUAUCCUUUAAAACAUGUUCUUAA
This is a messenger RNA of Sphenostylis stenocarpa, 369 nucleotides long. The record is from the annotation of a GenBank genome assembly. NCBI's taxonomy places the organism in Eukaryota, Viridiplantae, Streptophyta, Magnoliopsida, Fabales, Fabaceae.